Tuber melanosporum (Perigord truffle) is the source of this 2847-nucleotide messenger RNA. RefSeq lists its product as uncharacterized. The transcript is spliced from 3 exons. The record is from RefSeq and is a predicted model, not a curated record. Gene Ontology annotation, biological process: silent mating-type cassette heterochromatin formation. Gene Ontology annotation, cellular component: SHREC complex; rDNA heterochromatin. NCBI's taxonomy places the organism in Eukaryota, Fungi, Ascomycota, Pezizomycetes, Pezizales, Tuberaceae. The coding region runs from base 267 to 1856 and encodes 529 amino acids.
CACUCAUCUCCCUCCUCCUUCUCUCUCCUUUCUCACACACACCCGUCAUCACCAUCACCACCAUCGUCAUUAUAUUCACCCUAAUCUUUCUUGGCUAAUUAAUCCUCAACGCGUAUUUCCCCCUACAAGUACAGUACAGUACAACAUUUAUCUCGCAACUAUCCGAAAGCUCAUUCGCUACGAUACGACAGCUUUGAGAUUUUUUUUCUUCCCCCAUCUCAGGUUUCAAGGCACCCAACGGAUAACCCCCAAGUCUAUUACCGAUCAUGCCACCACAACCAGGGAGUGUCCGUUCCGAGUCUCCUGAUGACUGCCGUUUCUUACCCUGCGACUACUCUGACGGAAAGGUCCUCUAUCCGACUAAUCUUGAAAAGAAGCCUCGCGCCGAUGGUGCCUACGAAUAUUAUUCCCCUGUACCCACUGGGAGCAGUAAAGAUGUCAUGUGGAGAACCAAAUGCGGUAAUCAUGUUUACCAACUAUUCUCCAAGCAAGAGAAUCCUCAAGAAUCACUUGACUAUGUUUUCGCCGAGUUUCCGCGGAAUUACAAGCUCUUUGAGCAUGUCAAAUGUUCCGCUAAAGAUGGUGUUCUUGGGAAAGAAAGAUCAGACACCUAUCUAUACGGACAUCCAUCGGGAAAGCGCUAUCGAUCACCAGCCGAGUUCUUCCCCCACAUUGCGUACCUUUGCCGUUUCAGUGCAACUAAGAACCCCGACACCAAGGGGAAAUUCUGCCAAUGCUGCCUGUGUAGUACUGUGGGUCCGAAGACCGGGCCAGCUACCUCAACUUUCAAGGGAUCCGUUCAAUUUUACCAGAAGGAAGUUAGGAGGGUAAAGACAGUUGUAUGCCAGGAGGAAAAGAUUGCGGAGCAGGAUUGCGGAGGAUGGGUCAUACGCAAAGGAGAGAUUGGAUGGGUUUGGCUUCCUGUCAAUGAAGAGAGAAGCUAUGAGGGGAUAGAUGAGAAAAAUCUAGUCGACGGUCAGGGUGGCGUUUGGGCUGCAGGGAUAAUUGUCGAACGCCCUGGAUACACACCUUUCCUCAUGCCUCCUAACAUAAUUACUGGAACCAGGGAACAAGAAACAGACCAAGAUCCAAUGAGAACAUUUGUUAACGUGGAAAAAGACAUUGUUCCGCCAUGGGCUACCGACAAAGAUUCGUACACUAUCCAGCUCUGCGCUGGGAAGGGGAAGAAUGGAGAGGUUAUCAGCGACGUCAAACAGUGGUUUGUCAGGCCAUGGUUGUCACGCCCUGAGUGCGCUAUCAAUUACGAGGCGAAUGAAUCCGAACACCCCUCAGUUGUGUCUGGUCGGGAAGUCGCAGGUACAUUCUCGGUAUUCGAUAAGAUCCCUGAUAGCAUACAUUCUGUUAUCGAAAAAGGGGAGACAGAGAAGGUCAGGGUGGCGUCGUAUAAUGGCAUUUACCUAGGUGCGGAAAAAAUAUGGGUUGAUGAACCAAUACGUAUUAAGUGCUUUACCGAAGGGAGCAUAGUUGAUGGGGCAGAAGAUAUGAUGGUUGUCAAGUCGAUUCAGACCUACACUUCACCCUCCAAAAUCAGCCCCGGUAAAUCAACAACCAGAAUCGUCUUUGGAGGUCCGAUUUUUACUGCCUUUCCUCGGAAAGGUACAGAGCCGGUUCAAGACGAAGCAAGUCUCCAGCUUCCUCCCCGCAUGCGUCGCUCAUGCGGUGGCGACUGGACUAUUAAGUGGUACAUUCCGGAUGGAUCGAACGAAAGGUCCAAAGUUAAUUCUCAAAACCCUUUCUCGGGAGGUACUACGACCCCCCGGCGAUUCCGGGAAGGGACUGGACGUCCCGACCUCCUUUAUGGAGGGGACCCGAAUUUUGAAAAUUUUUCCCGGUGAAUAUAAGAGGAUGGGCCAAUUCGAGACUCGAGGCUUUGGCGACUGUACUCAUCUUGAAUGGGCUUGGCCCUCAGCGGUGAUGACCAUUGAAGAUAAAAUAGAAUCAAAAGUGGGGCCGGCUAUGCUCUAUCAACAGGAGGAGGAGGAUACGCUCAACCCGCUCAACCCACCUACCGAUGCCUGGGAGAAUUUUGAGGAGAACAAUCAAAAGGAAGCAGAUCGGGAGGGUGUGCUUAUGAGCGAUAUGGAGGAUAUAAUGGAGGUUGACCCCCCUAGAGGCUUUGUGAGUGUCAAUGUAAGGACUAUUCCCCAUAGCAUUGGUCAGAAACGCGAAGGAGGUGCCUAGGUACCUCUUUUUUUAUCCACCAUUAUCUCGAUGGAGAUUGAGGGGGUAACGUUUGCGCAGGGUUUGAUCUGCAGUGGGUAUUUUAUGGAUUGCUUUUUUCUUUUCCUUCUUUGUGCCUAUUCUAGCUUUAUCAGAAGGGUGUCUACAAUGAUUUUUCUUCAUUCCUCAUCUGUAUGAUACCAAGUUUCAAUUCUAAAAAGUUACCAUCGGUAGUUAUCGGUGUUGCGCUAGGAUGACAUGUGGCGUUGUGCGAGAUACUGAGAGGCCCGAAAGUUCUUAUAACAUUCGAGCCAAGUUGAAAGAGAGGCAUUCUGAAAAAAAUUACAGAUGCCUCUUACUCAAUGUCGCGACGAAAACCUUGGCCAGUUCGAAGGGGGACUUGGCAAACGGCCUCCAAAGGGGUGUUUGCCGGGGCUGAUUCUGGGUGAAUUUCUUAGUCCACGACACUACUUGGUUAUGCGGGCAAAAUAAUAUUAAAAAGGAAGAGGAGCUUUCUUUUCUGCACACUCGGAGUCCUUCGAAGGUGAUGGCGUGGAAGAAGGUAUGGGGUAGAAGUGCUGGAGGCGACGGAGGGGCAUUCUCAAUAAUGUCUUUCUUUGCUUUUCCCAUAGUGUAGUAUUAUCAAUUCAGUUAGCAUUGCAUGUU